Messenger RNA from Hibiscus syriacus, 744 nucleotides. Its product is annotated as histone H2A.Z-specific chaperone CHZ1-like. The transcript is spliced from 8 exons. Gene Ontology annotation, cellular component: RNA polymerase III complex. Gene Ontology annotation, biological process: transcription by RNA polymerase III. NCBI's taxonomy places the organism in Eukaryota, Viridiplantae, Streptophyta, Magnoliopsida, Malvales, Malvaceae. The record is from RefSeq and is a predicted model, not a curated record. The coding region runs from base 24 to 629 and encodes 201 amino acids.
UACAAUUUUUUAGAAUAGAAUAGAUGGCUUUUAGGGGACAAGGACGUGGGCGAGGAUGGGGAUUUGGUGGUGGGUAUUUUAAGUCUGAACCCUUUGUGCUCUUCCCUGAUAUUGAAUUGCCUGAUGUAAAAGCCGUGCCCGAAGAGAAAGCCUUAGUCAUCUGGAAUUCAAGGUUGAUAAACUAUUGGAAAGCCUCUCCUUACUAUAUUGAAGAACAUGUUUCAAAGAAAAAACAGAGCAUGGAUAUAGAAAGAUUUUCUGACUGGGGCAAGCCGAAGAACACCUCGAAACGCAAUAGUCUUAACCAGGUUCUACAACUCCAAUCUCAUAAUUUUCCGAAAGAACUUAUUCAAGAUUCAAGCAGAGUGCAACGGAGUGCCAAAAAAAUGCGAUGGAAUCUAGACUCAGGCCUGGAGAAAUUGGAUAUGUUUGAGAAAUUUGAAAAGGAUUUUGAGGACAAAGAAGGAAAGGAGAAAGGUGAUGGUGAAGAAGAUACAGAUGAAGAACAGGGAGAACAGUCAGACGAAUCAUACAGUGAUGAUGGUGAUUAUAACGAGAAUGAACAUUUCGACGACGAUGAAGAUGAUUAUAACGUACAGGAUGACGGCGAUGAUGAACCUAUAUAUUAGGUGCUCAUCAAUUGAAGUGAUGGAAUCAGUGAGGCAAGACAAGAUCCCUUUGUAAAUCUCUCACAUUAGAUACACGGAAGGCAUGCUAAAAAGCAAAAUCCAAAUUAGCCACCUU